AUGUCGUCUAGUGUAUACUGGAAUACUUUUCCCUUUUUCCCUCCUUCUAUUUCCCUCGUUUUCUCUACUUCUACUCUCUGCAAACAAAAAUCCCCAAAUCAAAACCCCAAACGGAAGCCCAAAAUGAAAAGCCAUCAAUGGUGCCCGGUGGUCGAUCGAAGCCCUAGCCCAUCUUAUUGGUCAUUGAUAUCUCACCGUACUCGCAGGGUUUCAGAUUUGCACGUGAGUGCUCAUAGCUCCAAAAUCAAUGUACAGUGUUCUAUUUCUGCCAUUGGACUGCGAUGUGGAUCUUUCAAAGAUGCGCAUAAGCUGUUUGUUGAAAUGCAUGUUGAGAAAGUGAAGAUAGUGGUCAUAUGGGUUGGAAAACCGCCACAACGAUUUGAUUAUAAACUCCUCAAGGAAGCUACUCAUGGGUUCUCGGAUUUAAAUUUCUUGGCAGAAGGUGGGUUUGGAACAGUUCAUAGAGGGGUCUUGAGGGAUGGUCAGGUGGUUGCAGUGAAGCAGUUGAAGUCGACUGGUUCAAAGGGAGAUACUGAUUUCUGCAGGGAAGUGAGGGUUCUGAGCUGUGCACAACAUAGGAAUGUUGUGUUACUUAUUGGGUUUUGUGUCGAGGGAAAAAUCAGACUUUUAGUUUACGAGUACGUAUGCAAUGGCUCCUUGGACUUCCAUUUACAUAGGAACAAGGGAACACCUAUAGAUUGGCACUCACGCCAAAAGAUAGCCAUUGGAACGGCAAGAGGGUUAAGAUACCUUCAUGAAGAUUGUAGAGUGGGUCGUGUCGUUCAUAGAAAUAUGCAGCAUAGAAACAUCCUCCUAACUCAUGAUUAUGAGCCUCUGAUUGUUGAUUUUGGGCUUGCAAGAUUGCCCACAGAAUGCGAUAUAUCCGAUGAGCAAGUUGUUGGAACUUCAAGGUAUCUUGCACCGGAGUACUUUAGUGAUGGAAAGAUUACAGAAAAAGUUGAUGUAUAUGCAUUUGGACAGGUAUUAUUAGAGCUGAUUACAGGUCGAAGAACCAUAGACUUCCAAUGUUAUGAGGGACGGCAAAUGGUUCAUGGAAAUUUUCACUCCUUGACUGCACAACCUGGCCAUAUGUUUGUAAAUAAAUACCAACUCAAUGACUUGCCAACGGAGGUUCAGGCGAUGAGUCGUGCUGCCUUCUUGUGUCUAAACCCUGAUCCUGAAUCGAGAUCCCCUGUGCCAAAGGUCCUAAGAAUACUAGAAACAGGAGAUGGAGUCGUCCCUCUGGGCUUGGACUUGAACUCUGUGGGUAGUAGAAGUGGAUAUAUACGAGGUCUAAAUUCAAACAUAGGACUUGAAUCGACAAACGGGUAUUCUUGCAGGCUUUCUCAUUCUUAAUAAUACUCAAUCGGCUUGGAACUUUAUCUGGUGAGUUGCCUGGAUCUAUUUGUACUUGUUAUUUUUUGCUGCUCUUUCGCAUCACUUAACUGUUUCUUUUUCCCAAGUUUAUGCCAUCGUGGUUAUUGUCCAUGGCCAGUCGUUCUUUGGGAACUCAAGUUUGGAGCCUUCAAUACAAUCCAAAUGUUGUUUCAUUUCCUAGUACUGUUUCAAAGCUUUGCAUAUUAGUGUUCUGUCCAAUCAAUGAUAGUUUUCGCCUAUGAUGCACGGACACGGAUAUGGAUACUGACACCGACAUGGACAUGGGGACACAAAAAUUCUAAAAAACUGGAGACACGGAUACGGCGGGGGACCACGUGUAUAUUUAUUUAUUUAUAACAUGAACAAUCCAAAAUACACAUAAAACCGUGAAAUAAGGUUCAGAAUUUUAUUUUGCAUGUUUGCGUAAGUUUCCUAUUCUAUCAAUAGAUGCUAAUUCUUCAAGUCCAUAGCAAAGUGGCAAGAUUUUUUUUCAUUCAUUUGGCUAAUUAACUUUUUGAGUAUCUGUUUUUUUUUGUGUGUGUGGACUGCAGAGUAGAGUUAAUGAAUAGGUAUAGACAUUAUGACAUGCAAAUGUCUAAUUGGUUAAUGUAUGAAGGACUCCAAUUCCAAUUGCUCAAAAUGAGAUGUCUAACGUAAUUUUAUGUUUAGAUCCUAACCCUUGCUGAAAAUAAUAGUGUACUGGGACUUGAUCCAAACACCUGUAUUGGACUCUAGACUAAUUUUCCUUAUAUUUUUGUUCAUUAGGUAUUAACAUGGGAUUGGGAUGUCACCAUUUAAUGCCUUUACAGCUAAGCUAAUAAAAAUUUCCUAUGAAUACAUUUGAAAAGUAAGAUAAUAGUUGAAGAUCAUGUUGGAUAUAACAUUCAUUCACAUGCUGCCAAUGUUUUAAAUUUCAACACGUCAAACGCAUCACAAAUAGGUGUUGAGAGAAAGGAGGUGCCAUAAUCACAUCAACAUUCUACAAGCAGUCACACUACUCCAAACUUGCACUCGUUGGAACAAAGCAAUGAAGGGUCAAGAACUUCAGUUGGAGCAGGUACAUUCAAUUUCAGUUGGAGUAAAGAAGAUCUACCAAUAGGUGACACAGCAGGUCGCUUACAAAGUCAUCUUGGCAUCUUAGCAAGAGGGCUCCAGAGCUAUAUCCAUACAAGGAACGCUUAUGGCCAGAGGUUAAGGUAUUUAUUCUAGGGAAAAAUUAAGAUUAUGGGUUACUGUUGCUGCUGCUAUUGUUGCUGAAUCUAUCUUCUAAGACUGAAUUUUUAUUAGUUGAGCUAAUGUUGUUGCCGCUAUAUUGUUGGUGUUUAGUUGCUCUGUGUUAAUGCAUAUUUGAUUGGCUUUCUGCCUUGUUUUGUGUUGAUGUUUCAUCAACCUUCAUUUUAAAA
Rhododendron vialii is the source of this 2780-nucleotide messenger RNA. Its product is annotated as proline-rich receptor-like protein kinase PERK8. NCBI's taxonomy places the organism in Eukaryota, Viridiplantae, Streptophyta, Magnoliopsida, Ericales, Ericaceae. The record is from RefSeq and is a predicted model, not a curated record. Bases 1 to 1356 code for a protein of 451 amino acids. Gene Ontology annotation, molecular function: ATP binding; protein kinase activity. Gene Ontology annotation, biological process: protein phosphorylation. The transcript has 8 exons.